This is a messenger RNA of Epinephelus lanceolatus (giant grouper), 2462 nucleotides long. RefSeq names its product DAP3 binding cell death enhancer 1 (gene dele1). NCBI's taxonomy places the organism in Eukaryota, Metazoa, Chordata, Actinopteri, Perciformes, Serranidae. The record is from RefSeq and is a predicted model, not a curated record. Gene Ontology annotation, molecular function: protein binding. Gene Ontology annotation, cellular component: mitochondrion. Gene Ontology annotation, biological process: extrinsic apoptotic signaling pathway via death domain receptors.
GUGCUCUUCCGACGGAUCUCGUGACUGAUUUCACUCACCCGCCGGAGUCAAUAGAACGAGUAACGGCUGCUGUCGUUAUUAAUGGCGACAGACGGACUCAAACAGACAUUAAACAUGCCUCGCCGGAGACUCCUGAGAUAAAGCUGCUGUAAGAGACGAACCAUGUGGAGAGUUCAAGGUUUUGUUGGAAGAGUUCUACAUCGAUGCCAUGGCAACAACAACCCCCUGCGGCUGCCCCAGAAUCAGGGGCAGUCUCAGGGACUGGGGGAGGUUGAGGUCAUCAACAACUCAGCUGUCCUCUCCACCUCCCGACACUCCUCUGACGGCAGCUCUCAGAAAGAGGAAGAUGGAGAGAGGAGGAAGAAACAGAGGACCUUUCAGUUUGGCUACGCUGAGCUUCCACGUUACACAGCCCUAGAUGCUGUGGGAUGGGGGGCUGCAGCAGCUCUGUUCAUGCAGAUCUGCAGGAGGAUCCACUCCCAGUUCUCCUCAAACACUGAGCCCAGUCCGAUCCCUGGGGCCCUGACAACACCCUCAACCUUACAUAAGUGUGGCUACCGCAUUUUGCUGGAGAUCUUGUCCAGACGUGAUGUCCUGCCCAGAGGAAGGAGUGUGUUGUGUCUGCAGGGGGUGCCAGAGAGACAGAACCAAGAUCAGUCCCCGGCUCAGAGCAGCAGCAGCAGCAGCAGCAGCAGCAGCAGUAGUAGCAGUUGUUCAGGUGAUGCCAGUGAUCACAGCAGCAGUGAGCAGGACCAUCUGACUGCUAACUGCUCCAUCUCUGACCAGCAGAGGGCACUCCUGAACCACGAUUCUCCUGUACCGGAGGAACCACUUCUGUCAGCGUCCUGUCCUCUGCAGAAUGAUGCCGACCGAGGCAACACACAGACAAAAGAUGCUAGAGACAAGGACUUGUUGUCAGAUGAGGAGAGGCUGGCAGGAGCAGCACUGAAUCUCAGACAUGUGGGAGAAACCAGUAUUCCUGUUGUCCUCAACAUCAUUGGUCUCGAAAGUGCCAAGAGUGAGAACUACGAGGAAGCUUUUACAUGCUUCCUUGCUGCAGCUAAGCAGGGUUACAGCAAGGCCCAGUUCAACACCGGUGUGUGCUAUGAGAAAGGCAGAGGAGUCAGCAUGGACAAAGAGAAGGCUCUAUAUUACUACUGGCAGGCAGCAGCUGGGGGUCACAGACAGGCUCAGUACCGCUAUGCAAAGCUGCUCCUGACCAGCAGGGGGCACCAGAGUUUAGAGGAGCUAAACACAGCCAUCAGUUUACUGGAAGAGGCUGCUGCAGCUGGACUCACCAAGGCGCAGGUCUGCCUCGCCUCGGUUUACACUCAGGAGCCGGUGAGAGAUGGGAGCAGAUCUGUGCAGUACCUGAAGAUGGCAGCAGAGAGCGGAGACGACACUGCCCUGCUCUUCCUGGGUCAGUGUUUCGAGAGCGGCUUUGGGGUGCAGCAGAAUCUGAGGACAGCCAUUGAAUACUACAAACGAGCCGCUCAAGCAGGCAACAAGCAGGCCAAGAGUUUACUGCAGUCUCCCAAUGAUACAUUCAGUAAGGAAGAUACGCUGCUGCGCUCCAUCCGUUCAGCUCCAUGUUUCUCCGUAGUCGACCGGCGGCUCCAGCAGCCGCUCUCCUCUCUGGCCAGUCAUGUCCCUCCCUCCACCAGUCGCCCCGUCCCGCUUCCCCUCCUGCCUCACUCCUGGAGCACCGGGAGCCUGUGUGUCCCGCCAGCGCUGUCCACCACGCCUCUUCACCUCUAUCCCUGCAGCACUGAGGGAGGAACCUGCCAGUGGACUGUAGGGAUAGGUAUAUAGGAUAUCCUGAGCCAGCACAGGUCAAACUGAGGAAUGUAUUUCAAAGCGUGAAUGUGAGAAGAGAGGUCAAAAGUGUGUAAGGUAUGUACAUAUUGUGAAGUCUGGACUAGAGUAGAUUUUAUACUUUGCCAACUAUGUGUGCGUGUUUGGACAUUUAAAUAUGAUUUUGAAUGAUUUUUUUUAUAAGUCUGAAAGAGCUGUUGGACUCAAGGUCUUACAGUAUUAUAGAAUGAGAUAUGGAAGCUUUUCUACUACUGUCUCUAUUCAGUACAGUGUUUUCUGUGAAAGAUGUUCUCCUGUCAGUAACAAAAUGUGAUCCGGAUGCCUUUGGAUGGGUUGAGAAUCUCAGCUGUUUCUCUCCCUGCUAAUGUUGGAUUAAUCACAUAAAAAAGGUUUGUUAUAUUUGUGUAUGAAAAUUGUAUUACUGGGAUCACACUUCUGAAACUGACAAAGUCCUUUAAAUAGUGUCAUAUUUUAACUUUAAGUAAUAGCAUUACUGUAUGUAAAAGAAAGACUUGAGAGGAGUAAGAAGAAAUGCCUUGUGAUAGUUCAACCUGUGAACUAUAAACAUACCAAAGGGAAUUAUGAUGCACUAUGAGAACGAUGUUGUACUGUUAUACGCACAAGCUCAGUAAAAUCAUGAAAAAAAA